Messenger RNA from Octopus sinensis (East Asian common octopus), 1435 nucleotides. Its product is annotated as fas apoptotic inhibitory molecule 1-like. Gene Ontology annotation, biological process: negative regulation of extrinsic apoptotic signaling pathway via death domain receptors; positive regulation of neurogenesis; canonical NF-kappaB signal transduction. The transcript is spliced from 4 exons. The coding region runs from base 771 to 1316 and encodes 181 amino acids. The record is from RefSeq and is a predicted model, not a curated record. Lineage: Eukaryota; Metazoa; Mollusca; Cephalopoda; Octopoda; Octopodidae.
GAGCACAGUGAUAAUCGGUCAAACGACAAGUCGCGAUCCAGACAUGUUUUCUCAAUUAUGACAUGUGUCGGCCUAACUGAUGUUCAUUCUACAUUCCCAUUCUAUACAUAUACAAUGAUGAAUCGUAUGUGGUGCAUUCCGCCAGUCUGUACAUUUUGUAUUCUCUCCAUUGUCCAGUUUAUUUCCGUACAUCCGUAGAUUAAGGCGGUGGCAGGUAGGGUGGUCUCGGGCAGAGAGCGACAGUUGCAUUUCCUUUGCAUUUAUUCUUGGUGGGGUGCAUCCCAUCGCAGUGUUUGAGAGCAAUGAGGCUAUUCAUGUAAUUAUUUUUGUAUGUAUGCUCCCGUUAUGCUUGUCCCAACUGAGUGAAAAGCAGUUUUAGUGGGUAUUCUGGUGUUCUAUAUUGUCUGUGUGCUUGGAUAUAGAUUGUUUAUAUAUGAAAAAACUACUGGAGGGCUGGAGUAAACUGCAGUAGUAAUCCGUGCUCCUGGCAGCUCUAGAUGGUCUUUCAUUUUUAGUGUUUUUAUUCCAUUGCAUAGGUGACCUGUGGAUGUCAUGUGUACAACCAUGUUAUGUUGCGUAGUGCGUAGUUUUGUGUUAUUUGUAGUUUGUGGUGGUUUGUUUAGGAGAAGCUGAGGAGAUGGAUCUGUAAUAUUGUUUGAUAUCAUUAUUUGAGACACUGCAGAGGCAGUGAUGGGGAUGGUGAUGACUUUAGACAUUUAUGAAGAACUUUGAUCUUCUGUUUCAGCUAGAGGCUAACUCUGCGCACAAUAAUGCCCUCGGACCUGGUUGGUAAAUGGAGAGUGUCUUUAGCUGAUGGUGUACAUGACUUAGAAUUUGAACAUGGAACAACUUCUGGCAAAAGGGUUGUUCGCGUUGACGGGAAGGAGAUUUACCGUGUGGACUGGUUGUUUAAGCUGGUCGGUGGAGUCCAAUUCAACAUUGGUAAGACCAAAUGUGUUAUUAACAUUGAUGCAUCCAAUGGAUUCUCUUACCAAUACACCUUACAAGUGAAUGGACAGGACUAUGAAAACUUCAUGGAAAACCAACGCAAAAUCAUGAAAUCAUGGAUUGUCAACGUUGCCGAGAACCCUAUCAGAAUUACCCUCGAAAAGGACACUCUUGAAAUCUGGAUCAAUGGAGAAAAAGCCAACACAACAGCAGAAUUUGUGGAUGGUGGAACAGAGACACAUUUCGAAAUUUGCGACCAUUCUGCAUACAUCCGAGCGUCAAGUAGUGGCAAUCGUAGGUCUGGUAUUGUUUAUACUCUGUUUGUGGAUGAGCAAGAAAUAGCUCCAGUCAGCCUUGACGAUACGUAAUUCAUACUGACCUGAUGAAGUUUCUUGUACUUCUUUGGUGUGUGUUUGUAAUACUGUUUUUUUUGUCUAUUUUGUAAUACCAAUUUACAAUACAAGAAAGAGGAUAUGAGGAUAUAUAU